AAAAUACAUUGGUUUUAUAAUUUGAAGGCUUUCUGUCGUCUAUUAGAGCGGGAAUUUAUUUGCAAGUUCUGGGAUAAUAACUUCAGGGCGUAUGAUCGUGCUGCGAUUAAGUUCCGUGGGCUUGAUGCUGAUAUCAAUUUCAGCGUAGUUGAUUAUGAAAAAGAACUUAAGCAGAUGAAGAAUUUAACAAAGGAAGAAUUUGUACACAUACUGCGUCGCCAGAGCACUGGGUUUUCUAGAGGAAGUUCGAAGUACAGGGGAGUCACGUUGCACAAAUGUGGCCGUUGGGAAGCUCGAAUGGGACAACUUCUUGGCAAAAAGUAUAUAUAUCUUGGAUUGUUUGACAGUGAGAUAGAAGCUGCAAGGGCAUAUGACAAGGCAGCUAUAAAAUGUAAUCGAAGGGAAGCAGUCACUAAUUUUGAUCCAAGCACAUAUGAAGAGGAGAUUAGCUCUGAGGCCGCUGAUGGAAACCAUAAUCUAGAUCUGAACUUGGGCAUUGCUCCCCCUUGUUCUGCGAGUGGCCAAAAUAGGACCAUUGGUGCUGAUGGCUUCCAAAUUCACUGCACCUCAUAUAGCACCCUGCCAGAAAAUAAAGAAUGGAUGCAUAACUCUGCUCCAGCCACAAUGGAAACAAUAUUGUCACAUGGACAUGUAGAUGUGCUUGACCAUCCUCGCUUCAGGAAGGGAGUGAAUUCCAGUUCUUGUCCCAUUUAUAAGGGGUCAGAAAUAGGGAAGAGUAGGGAACUUAAUUUUUCCGCAAAUUGGGCAUGGCAAACACAGAACCCCAUUCCAAUGAUAAAAAAUACUUUUGCUCUUUAUUUUGCAUAA
Olea europaea var. sylvestris is the source of this 828-nucleotide messenger RNA. RefSeq names its product ethylene-responsive transcription factor RAP2-7-like. The annotation marks the transcript as partial. NCBI's taxonomy places the organism in Eukaryota, Viridiplantae, Streptophyta, Magnoliopsida, Lamiales, Oleaceae. The record is from RefSeq and is a predicted model, not a curated record. The transcript has 7 exons. Gene Ontology annotation, biological process: regulation of DNA-templated transcription. Gene Ontology annotation, molecular function: DNA binding; DNA-binding transcription factor activity.